UUUUCUUUCUCUAGAUCUAUAGAUACAUAAUAAAUCUGUAUCUAUAUAUCUGAGAAUAAGAGAUUUUUUUAAUUUUCAAAACCCUAACUGAAAAAUGCACGCUCACCUACCGCAUCCAGUUACUCCGGCCACCUCCGCCGCCUUAUCCGAAGCACUCCUUUCUAAAAAAGGAAAGCGCCGUGGUAAUUACAACUGCGGCCGUUGCGGUCAACCUAAAAAAGGACACGUCUGUCACCUUCCUCCGCCGUCUUCAUCCGCGACCGUCGUCGAUGAUUCUAUCUCAUCCGCCGUCGCUACUCCGACCGAUUCCGUUACUUCUUCCGUCACCGUCUUCCGAUCCGGAUCCGAAACCAGAUCCGUAUCCGAAAGCAGACCCGGAUCCUCACCGUUCCCGUUAUCCGUUCUCCGUCCAAACCGUCCGUUUUCUAAUCUCCGACGAGCCUUAUCCUUUGACGAUAUCGACGAGGCAACCGAGUCCGAUAACGGCGACGACGUGGACGAUGCUGACGUGGAAUAUAACGAAGAAGACGAUGACGUGGAGGUCGUUGAUUUUGGAUCUGGUGAGUUACCAGUGAGUUGUUUAUGGGAAAUAAUGAGAAGGUUGCCGCCGGUGACGCUUUUAUCGGCGGCGAAAGUGUGCAGAGGAUGGAGAGACGUCACUAAAAGGUUAUGGAAAGCUGCUGAAGAACUUCGACUUAAAGUUCCGGUAAAAACUCAGAUCGGAUUUGUUGGAUCUCUUUUGCAAAAAUGUCCAGCUCUUGUUAGACUUUCACUCACUAUGGAAAGUGACAUGGAUUCAACAAUGCUGGCUUGUAUUGCAUUUGCAUGUCCGAAUUUGGAAUCGUUGGAAGUGUUUACUUGUGAAGGCGCCGUUAAUCGGAUUACUGGGGAUGAAUUGGGUCGUUUUAUUGCUGAUAAGCGUUAUCUUACAAGUCUUAAGAUGGAGGGAUGUUCUAACCUUGGAAAUGUUGUUCUCUGUUCCAACUCUCUCUCCACUCUCUGGCUUUCAGAUCUUCAGUCGCUUUCGAAGAUGGUUUUCAACCUCCCCUGUUUGAAUGAGAUAUCACUUGAUUUUUCUCGUCAAGAGAAUGACAACACUGAUCUUGUUACUAUGAUGGAUGGUCUUGGACGGAACUGCCCCCGAUUGAGGAAUAUUCACAUUGCUUCUCUUCAACUGUCUCAUGCUGUUGUGCUCUCGCUUACCGCCGCAAAUCUAAGGGGCUUGCGAAUGCUAUCACUUGUACUUGGAUCAGAAAUUACCGAUGCAUCAGUUGUUGCAAUUUCUAAAUGCUACUCAAAACUUGAAUUGCUUGACCUCAGUGGGUCUAGCAUAAGUGACAGUGGUAUUGGGAUGAUAUGCAAUGUGUUCCCUGAUACUCUUACAAGACUUCUCAUUGCUUUAUGUCCCAACAUCACAUCAAGUGGUAUCCAGUUUGCCACAGCCCAAUUGCCUCUUUUGGAACUCAUGGAUUGUGGGAUGACAAUAUGUGAUUCAGAUGCACAAGAUCCGAUUCAUGAGAGAAACUAUGGUUCUGGAUUUCAAAUAUCACCAAACAGAAAGUUACAUCUUAUACACCAGAAGCUGUUUAUAAAACAUGCUCGCUUAAAAAAGCUAAGCCUCUGGGGUUGCUCUAGCCUUGAUUCACUGUAUCUAAGUUGCCCAAAUCUUGGUGAUCUGAACCUGAACUCUUGCAAAAACCUGCUUCCAGAAAAACUAGUAUUGCAAUGUCCCAAGCUGGAAAGUGUGCAUGCCAUCGGUUGCCAAGAUUCAUUGAUCCAAGCAGUUCAAACUCAGGUUUCCAGUGAUUCUGUUCCUUUAGAAAACCGUUAUUCAAGUAAAAGAAUGGCUGAUGGUUCAAAAAGAGUUGGAAUUCCGUUCAACUAUAACCAACAGUCACCAUAUGUUGGCAAAAGCAGCUGGAAGGUUCGAAAGCGAAGGUGCACUGUGCUUGUGGAAUAAUGACAUGUAGGGAUCCACAUUAUUGGCUGUAAAACCUUAAAUCUGCUGCAGUGGAUUAUUCAUUCAAGGGGUGGAUGGGGUUAUGUUAUAAACUGUAUCUGUUCUACUACAUAUGAUCUGUUGUGUUGUUAUUAACAGACUGAAGAACCUAUUAUUGAUUAAUGGGUUGUUUAUCCAUUUAUUAAUUUACAAAAAAUUCAUGGGAUAAUAAAAAAACUAUGGUAUCCCCAAUGCCAUUUCAAUAAA
This is a messenger RNA of Erigeron canadensis, 2206 nucleotides long. Its product is annotated as F-box/LRR-repeat protein 17. Lineage: Eukaryota; Viridiplantae; Streptophyta; Magnoliopsida; Asterales; Asteraceae. The coding region runs from base 95 to 1960 and encodes 621 amino acids. The transcript has 11 exons. The record is from RefSeq and is a predicted model, not a curated record. Gene Ontology annotation, molecular function: protein binding.